UCUGUUUGCAAAAUUUGUUCAUUGUUGGUUUGCAUUCACUUGACAAACUAAAUUUUGAUAUUACUCAUUCUAAUUUGAGAUUAUUCAUUUAUUUAGUAAUUAGAGAUGGCUUUAAGUUCAAGCAAUGUGGUGCCUACCGCCAUUCCCAUUGCCUCACAUGUGAGCCAUGGAGAGAAGCCCGAAAAGUUCAAUGGGAACGAUUUCAAAAGAUGGCAACAAAAAAUGUUGUUCUAUCUCACAACGUUGAAUCUUGUGAAGGUUCUUCGUGAAGAGGCUCCUAUUCUUGCCGAGGGUGAAGAGAGUGCUCAAACUAUGGCCGCUGUAGAAGCAUGGAAGCAUUCUGACUUUCUAUGCAAAAACUACAUUCUUAAUGGAUUGGACAACACAUUAUAUAAUGUGUAUAGUCCUCUCAAGUCGGCAAAGGAACUAUGGGAAUCCUUGGACAAGAAGUACAAAACGGAAGAUGCUGGAACAAAGAAGUUCGUUGUGGGCAAAUUCUUAGACUACAAAAUGGUCGACUCCAAGGAUGUCAUAAGUCAAGUUCAAGAUCUCCAAGUGAUCAUCCAUGACAUUCAUGCUGAAGGGAUGAUACUAAGUGAGUCUUUUCAAGUGGCUGCAAUUAUUGAAAAAUUACCACCACUUUGGAAGGAUUUCAAAAAUUAUCUCAAGCAUAAGCGCAAGGAGAUGAAACUUGAAGACUUGAUUGUUAGAUUGAGAAUUGAAGAAGACAAUCGAAAUUCUGAGAAAAAGAUUGGAAAC
Messenger RNA from Phoenix dactylifera (date palm), 759 nucleotides. Lineage: Eukaryota; Viridiplantae; Streptophyta; Magnoliopsida; Arecales; Arecaceae. The record is from RefSeq and is a predicted model, not a curated record.